Messenger RNA from Panicum virgatum (switchgrass), 1715 nucleotides. Its product is annotated as DNA ligase 1-like. The transcript has 2 exons. Bases 220 to 1455 code for a protein of 411 amino acids. The record is from RefSeq and is a predicted model, not a curated record. Lineage: Eukaryota; Viridiplantae; Streptophyta; Magnoliopsida; Poales; Poaceae.
CUUUUAAGGACCUCCUCGUUCUCGAAGCUGCUGCACUCGUCGCUUGGCUCCCCUCCCAGAUCUUACCAACCGGCUGAGUCCCAGUUGAUCUCUACCCCGCAGUGCGCCGCGAAGGGCAACUCCGCCGCCGUUGCCGCCGGAUCGUUCGUUCUUCUGCCUGAUCUUUCAACGAAGGCGCCGAAUCCUCACCGCCAACAAGGGGGCUCGGUUGCAUCAAAGAUGGAAAAAGAUAAAGAAUCUACCAAACUGAAGGAGGAGGAGAAGAAGUCCAAAGAUGAGAUCCAUCUCAAGAUCAAGAGCAAGGACAAGUCAUCCAGAGAUGAGGGCGAGAAGGAGGUCGAGAUAGAGAUCGAAGCCAAGUUUGUGGAGAAGGAAGAGGUCAAUGACUUGGGAGACAGUGCUGGGUAUGCGGGCAAGGGUAAAGAGGUGAAGAAAGACAAAAAGAAGGAGAAAAAGAAAUCAGAGAAACAUGAAGAUGAGCAUAAAGAUGACGAAAAUAGUGAGGUGAAGAAGGAUAAGAAAGAGAAAGAUAAGAAAAAGAAGGAAGAUGAUGAAAAUUCAGGAAAGACAGAGAAAGAUAAGAAGGAUAAGAAGGCUAAAGACAAGGAAAAAGAGAAGGAUGGUUCAGAGUUCAAGGGUUCAAGUGAUGAAAAACAAGAGAAAAUCAAAGAUAAGAAAAAGAAGAAAGAUGAUGAAGAUGCAGGUGAUGAAAAGAAACAUAAGAGCAGAAGCAAAGAUAAGGAUAAAAACACCAAAGACAAGGAUGAAUCGGAGUCUAAGGGUUCAAGCGAUGAAAAACAAGAGAAAGGCAAAGACAAGAAAAAUAAGAACAAGAAGAAUGAGGAGAUGAAACAUAAAGAGAGCCAGCUGGAGAAUAAGAGUGGUGAAGGAGCUGCAUACUCAGCGCCCCGGGAAAUCAAGCUAACAAAUGAUGUACCACGGAAGGAAGACAUUGGCAAUGAAGGUGCAGAAGUUGAGAAGAAAAACAAAGAGAAAAAGGACAAAACUGACAAGAAGGAAGAUGGUAAGAAGAAAGAGAAGGAUGGUGUUGAUGAUGAUGACGGCGAAGGCAAAAAGAAAGAUAAAGAAAAGAAAGAGAAGAAGGACAAGACUGACAAGAAGGAAGAUGGUAAGAUGAAAGAGAAGGAUGGUGGUGAAGAUGAAGAAGGCAAGAAGAAAGACAAGGGCACAAAGAAGAAGAUUACUGAUCCGGCAAAACUGAAGACAAAACUGGAAAAGGUUGACGCCAAGUUGCCAGACCUACAAGCUAAGAGGGAGGACAUCAUGAGGCAGCUGAAAGAGCUGGAAGAGGGCGGCAAGGGAAAGACCAAUGAAGAGAUGCCUGCACUGGUGCAGGAAGAGAAGGGAAAGAACACUGAAGGUGUGACUGCACAUGUAUUGGAACAGGGUGUAGAGAGCAAGGUCAAGGAGGAGAAUCCUGUUGCUUCAGCGUGAUUCUGGAGCUCUUGAGGAUGUUCAUGCAGCAAACUCUGAUCUGGGCAUAUGCACGGGCCUUUCACUGUGUAAAAGGCACAUGCAUACAUGCAUCUUGAGUUGUAAAUGGUAUGCAAUACCUGGGUCUGUGUAAUUUCUCUGUGUAGAAAAGCAUGCUUGAGUGGAGUGCGAGGGUAUAGGAGUGCAGUGCACCCACCUCCAGGGAAAAAAAACACUAAUAUUUUUCUAUGUGAAUAAGACAAACACACGGAUGUUUUUUU